Messenger RNA from Mugil cephalus (flathead mullet), 1875 nucleotides. Its product is annotated as protein NLRC3-like. The transcript has 2 exons. The record is from RefSeq and is a predicted model, not a curated record. Bases 1 to 1875 code for a protein of 624 amino acids. Lineage: Eukaryota; Metazoa; Chordata; Actinopteri; Mugiliformes; Mugilidae.
AUGACAGUGAACUUCCUGAGGAGAAUGAAGCAGGAGGAGCUGGCUGACUGUCUGCAGAGCAGACUUGCAGCUCGUGAAUCUUCAGUUUGUGGACGUAAAGUUAAAUCUGGUCUGAAGGAGAAGUUCCAGUGUGUGUUUGAGGGGAUUGCUAAAGCUGGAAACUCAACCCUUCUGAAUGAGAUCUACACAGAGCUCUACAUCACAGAGGGAGGGACUGCAGAGGUCAAUGAUGAACAUGAGGUCAGACAGAUUGAAACAGCAUCCAGGAAACCACACAGACCAGAAACAAGCAUCAGACAAGAAGACCUCUUUAAAGCCUCACCUGGAAGACAUGGACCAAUCAGAAGAGUGAUGACAAAGGGAGUGGCUGGCAUUGGGAAAACAGUCUUAACACAGAAGUUCACUCUGGACUGGGCUGAAGACAAAGCCAACCAGGACAUCCUCUUCAUGUUUCCAUUGACUUUCAGAGAGCUGAAUGUGUUGAAAGAGAGAAAGUUCAGCUUGGUGGAACUUAUUCAUCACUUCUUCACUGAAACCAAAGAAGCAGGAAUCUGCAGCUUUGAAGACUUCCAGGUUGUGUUCAUUGUUGACGGUCUGGAUGAGUGUCGACUUCCUCUGGACUUCCACAACACUGAGAUCCUGACUGAUGUUACAGAGUCCACCUCAGUGGAUGUGCUGCUGACAAACCUCAUCAGGGGGAAACUGCUUCCCUCUGCUCGCCUCUGGAUAACCACACGACCUGCAGCAGCCAAUCAGAUCCCUCCUGAGUGUGUUGACAUGGUGACAGAGGUCAGAGGGUUCACUGACCCCCAGAAGGAGGAGUACUUCAGGAAGAGGUUCAGAGAUGAGGAGCAGGCCAGCAGCAUCAUCUCCCACAUCAAGACAUCACGAAGCCUCCACAUCAUGUGUCACAUCCCAGUCUUCUGCUGGAUCACUGCUACAGUUCUGGAGGAUGUGUUGGAAACCAGAGAGGGAGGAGAGCUGCCCAAGACCCUGACUGAGAUGUACAUCCACUUCCUGGUGGUUCAGGUCAAAGUCAAGAAGGUCAAGUAUGAUGGAGGAGCUGAGACAGAUCCACACUGGAGUCCAGAGAGCAGGAAGAUGAUUGAGUCUCUGGGAAAACUGGCUUUUGAUCAGCUGCAGAAAGGAAACCUGAUCUUCUAUGAAUCAGACCUGACAGAGUGUGACAUCGAUAUCAGAGCAGCCUCAGUGUACUCAGGAGUGUUCACACAGAUCUUUAAAGAGGAGAGAGGCCUGUACCAGGACAAGGUGUUCUGCUUCGUCCAUCUGAGCGUUCAGGAGUUUCUGGCUGCUCUUCAUGUCCAUCUGACCUUCAUCAACUCUGGUGUCAACUUGAUGGAAGAACAAACUACGUCUCAGUUGGCUAAAGUCUUUAGAAACAAACCUAAACUAACACGUCUCCAUCAAAGUGCUGUGGACAAGGCCUUACAGAGUCCAAAUGGACACCUGGACUUGUUCCUCCGCUUCCUCCUGGGUCUUUCACUGCAGACCAAUCAGACUCUCCUACGAGGCCUGCUGGCACAGACAGGAAGUAGAUCACAGACCAAUCAGGAAACAGUCCAGUACAUCAAGGAGAAGAUCAGUGAGAAUGUGUCUGCAGAGAGAAGCAUCAAUCUGUUCCACUGUCUGAAUGAACUGAAUGAUGGUUCUUUAGCCGAGGAGAUCGAACAGUCCCUGAGAUCAGGACGUCUCUCCACAGGUGACCUGUCUCCUGCUCAGUGGUCAGCUCUGGGUUUCAUCUUACUGUCAUCAGGGGAAGAUCUGGAUGAGUUUGACCUGAAGAAAUACCCUGCUUCAGAGGAGGCUCUUCUGAGGCUGCUGCCAGUGGUCAAAGCCUCCAACAAAGCUCUGUAA